Fraxinus pennsylvanica is the source of this 840-nucleotide messenger RNA. NCBI's taxonomy places the organism in Eukaryota, Viridiplantae, Streptophyta, Magnoliopsida, Lamiales, Oleaceae. The record is from the annotation of a GenBank genome assembly.
AUGUCUCCGGCGUGUGGCGAGCAUCAUUCACCGUCCGCCACCGUCAGCGGUGGUGGUUCUGGAGAAAUUAUGUUGUUUGGUGUCAGAGUAAAAGUUGAUCCCAUGAGGAAGAGCGUCAGUAUGAAUAAUCUUUCUGAUUAUCAGCGAAUUGUUAGCAACAACAAUCAGAACGUCAAUGAGAACUCGAACGCGGCGGUGGAGGAUGGUGGAGCCACCACCUGUUAUGCUUCCGCCGAUGACGCCGCACUGCAGCCGGCUGGUGGGAGUCGUGAGCGUAAACGAGGAGUGCCAUGGACAGAGGAAGAACACAAGCUAUUCCUCCAUGGAUUACAGAAGGUUGGAAAAGGAGACUGGAGGGGUAUCUCUAGAAAUUAUGUCAAGACUCGUACGCCAACCCAAGUUGCCAGCCAUGCCCAAAAAUACUUUCUCCGUCGAAGUAACCUGAAUCGACGUCGCCGCCGUUCUAGCCUAUUCGACAUCACCACUGACUCGGUUACUGCAAUUCCAAUGGAAGAGUGUAAAACCCAUCAAGAUAGCACAUCUCAGCCAGUUCUGCAGCCAAUCUCUCUACCCUCGCCAGAAAGUUCCAACAUCAGUGGAUUCCCAGUCGUGCCUUUCUCAGUGACCAUUGGCCCAGUUUUGUUACCAAUGCAAGUCGAAAAUCCAAUUGAAAUUAUCGAUCUUAACCAGAAUGUCCCAACCGGGCCAUCGCCAUUGUCUUUGAGUUUGUCAUUGUCGUCUGGUCAGGAUAGGGAAAAGUCAUCUUCGACAAGGCACUCAGUAUUCCAGGUGAUGUCAAACUUCAAAAAUGGAGAUAGCAGCAUCAUUAGUGUUGCUUGA